AUGCAUCAAUUCAUCAAAAUCGCAAAGGCAUUUCUGCUUCGCGCCAUAAUCCGCCGUCUCUGGAAUGUUGACCGUCUGGCUUCGAUAUCUGUAGCUGCUAAAAAACAACGCGACGCGAUCUCCUCCCAGCGAGGCCGGCCGGCGAGUGCGGCGAGUGAGGCUAUGGCGUACCGCGUAUAUCUAGCCGAAGAUUCUGAAGAAUCUUGUGUAAAAUUGUGUAAUACACCGGCUGUGGCCGGAUUGCGUUUAGCACAAAACUUUUUGACUGCGUGCGUUGUACUCUUCGCGCGCAACUUCCCUGUGAUAAGAGGGUCCUGUGAUAUCGACGAGUUCGACUUAGCUUUAAAACUAGUUCAGUAUGAAGCGGACAGAAUAGAUCUAGUGCCGCCCGUUGACUACCAGUAUAUAGACCCAUUUGAAGACAGUGAUGACAUCUGGAGGGUCAUAGCACACCCCGAAGAAGAAAUACAGCCAGAGAACAUUAUCAACCAUGAUUGCAUGUGGGCGGGCGAUGACGCAAUUAACCCAAGCAAUACAUUUGUCCCAUCUGAUCCGAUAACAACACCUACAACGCCAGGACAAAGUUUGCUCCGACGCGAUAUGUCGCCGUCCAGACCCGAUACACCACCAUCAAUAGACGGCGAUGAACCUCCACAGUUUCGUCACACAGUAGAUGUUGCUGGCACAGCUCUUCGUCUUUUGCGUAACUCGGCCGUGGUAGCAGCAGAUCACUCAUACACAUUGUCACGGCGUAAUAUGGAUAAUCUUGGCGUGCAAACUCCCUCUGACUCCGGUGAAUCAGAAGAAGAAAUCGACGUGGUCUCGCUUGGCACCCAUCAACCUCUUCCAUCGACAGAAACAACUCACGUCUAUGCGGAAUCACUGUCGAACGCGUCUUCAGCCAGUGAGCGCCAACAUAUACAGCGAUGUGUAGAGACUAUAACAAAUCCUAGGUCUCCACGGCCGAUAGCCAGAAAACGUUUGGUACCACCACCUAACAUAGCUGGCACAUCGCGCCGCCGGCCCCGUGGACCCGGCCGCCGCGGUCGUCGCUCUAACACUGACACUGACUCAGACGCAGAAUCGCCAGAGAUAGAACGCCGCUCUAUACAUAACGACAUGGAGAGACUCCGACGAAUAGGUCUUAAGAACCUCUUCGAUGAGCUCAAAAAGCAGAUUCCUGCUACAAGAGACAAGGAGCGUGCGCCAAAAGUUGUGAUAUUGAGAGAAGCCGCUUCUCUUUGCAGAAAGCUCAGUCAAGAAGAAGCUGAAAGAGAGAAGUUAAGAAAAAAGCAAAAUCAGCUGAUCACAAAAUUGAAAAAGCUUCGCACAAUGCUCUCGCGCUACCGUACUAGCGCCGCUGCCCCGAGGUCGGCAGCGACGCCAAUCGGAGGUGUACUUGUUGUUGAUCGGACGAUUGGUAGGUCGGGGAGCCUCGGGGAGCCUCGGGGCGCUUCGGGGCCGCUCGGGGCUCGCCGCGCCGCGCCGGCUGGCUGCGCGCGCGCCGCUACAGGGAGUGCAGGGCGCAACAUAGAUUCCGCCUAA
Messenger RNA from Arctia plantaginis, 1545 nucleotides. NCBI's taxonomy places the organism in Eukaryota, Metazoa, Arthropoda, Insecta, Lepidoptera, Erebidae. The record is from the annotation of a GenBank genome assembly.